GGGAGGAGUAAGGAGUGCCGGGAAUGGCGACCAAGAAGCUUGCGCGGCAGCUUGGAUUAAUUAGAAGAAAGUCAGUUGUACCAGCAAGUGGAAAUCUAGGAAGAAGCAAAUCUAAGCAGUUGUUUGACUACUUAAUUGUCAUUGAUUUUGAGUCAACAUGUUGGAAUGAUGGGAAACGCCACCAGAGCCAAGAAAUAAUUGAAUUUCCAGCAGUAUUGCUGAAUACAUCAACUGGAGAGUUUGAAUCUGAGUUCCAUGCUUACGUUCAGCCUCAAGAACAUCCAAUUCUUUCUGAAUUUUGCAUGGAACUGACAGGCAUAAAACAGGCUCAAGUUGAUGAAGGAGUCCCUCUGAGGAUUUGCUUAUCUCAGUUCUGUAAAUGGAUUCAGAAGAUUCAACAACAGAAGAAAAUUAUUUUUGCUGCUGGGAUUUCAGAUCUGCCUAAUUCCAAAGUAAAAUUAUGUGCAUUUGUUACUUGGUCAGACUGGGACUUGGGGGUUUGCCUGGAAUAUGAGUGUAAAAGAAAACAGCUGUUAAAACCUGCAUUCUUAAAUUCUUGGAUUGAUCUCAGAGUAACUUACAAGAUUUUCUAUAGAAGAAAACCAAAAGGACUAAGUGGUGCCCUGCAGGAAGUGGGAAUAGAAUUCUUAGGACGAGAACAUUCUGGGUUGGAUGAUUCUCGGAAUACUGCCCUACUUGCUUGGAAAAUGAUCAGGGAUGGUUGCUUAAUGAAAAUUACAAGGUCCUUGAACAAGGUCCCCACUAAGAAGAAUUCCAGCGUUUUCGCCAGAAAUUUGAAUACGAAUCAAGUUGAAGAAAGAUCCUCCUGCAACAGUAGCAUUCAGGGUCUGAGUAUAGAUGAUAGGGAGCCUAAAAAUAUAGUAAAUUCUCAUGAGAAAGUUCACAUGAGGUCAGGUGGUGUGAAUUCUCCUAUAAAGGUACAACAGGAUCAGUUCCAGCUAAAGAGCAAUAUAAAAGCAGGUCUUCAUAAUGGCAAAAGCUAUUUAUCUCUUUUUAAUACAAAGUCCUCUACUUCUCUGGAGCAGUUGCCAUCUGCCAGCUUGAACACACCUAUGCAGAAGCACAUAAGAAACGAACACCUUGCAUUUAAUACCAAAUCUAAGUCUUCAUCAAUUGGUUCAGAAUUGGUACUUGUAUCAACUACCAUUUCAUCUGUUCAUCAUGUUUCUGAUACGGAAAUGAGUUCUGCUCUUGAUUGUUUACCUAUGUUGGCUGAUUGGGAGGAUGUAGCUUUACUGCCAGCAUCUCAGCCUGAGCAAAGUAUAGAUUGUAUACCUUCCAUUAGUGACUCAAACUUAGAUACCUCAUUUAAUUCUAUAGAAAGAUUAAUGGUUUUGAAAGAAGGCACAGAAGAAACUCCUCAAAAAUCUGGGACCUCGAAGUUUGUUGUAUAUAAGAGUCCACAUACUACUAUUUAUCAUGUGAAAGAAGCCAAAGAUCCAGAUUCAGAUGUUUCUGACUUUAAAUUACCUGAAUGCAAAUCAAGUAGCUUCAACAGUGUUAAUGCCACUAUGUCUCAUCCUUCAGUUUUGGGGAAAUACCCCCUCAUUUUAGGUGGUACUAAAAGGAAUCUAUCCAGUCCUCUAUCUGUCCCACCAGCAAAAAAACAGACCCUCACUGUUCAUGAAGAAAAGCCUACAUCAUCUGAUGGCUCCCCAGUGAGAAGUUGUUCCCAGAAGGUCCUCCCCUCUAUCUUAGCUUCUACAGUUAACCUACAAGAGCCUUGGAAGAGUGGGAAAAUGACACCUCCUUUAUGCAAGUGUGGCCGAAGAUCUAAGAGACUUGUUGUUUCUAAUAAUGGACCAAACCAUGGAAAAGUCUUCUAUUGUUGCCCAAUUGGGAAAUACCAAGAAAACAGAAAAUGUUGUGGUUAUUUCAAAUGGGAACAAACACUUCAAAAGGAGAGAGCCAACAGCAGAGUUCUGUCUCAUUCCCCAGGGGGACUCACUUUUAGUUCCCCAGAAAUAAGCCAUAUUUGUGACAGAAAUGUAAAUUUUUCUACUAAAAAUUCAUUGAGACUCAGACCUUCAAUGAGGAAUUGAUAAACUUUCUCUACAUCUAAACUAUGUUUUUACUUUAA
Neomonachus schauinslandi (Hawaiian monk seal) is the source of this 2101-nucleotide messenger RNA. RefSeq names its product ERI1 exoribonuclease family member 2 (gene ERI2). The record is from RefSeq and is a predicted model, not a curated record. Lineage: Eukaryota; Metazoa; Chordata; Mammalia; Carnivora; Phocidae. Gene Ontology annotation, biological process: exonucleolytic trimming to generate mature 3'-end of 5.8S rRNA from tricistronic rRNA transcript (SSU-rRNA, 5.8S rRNA, LSU-rRNA). Gene Ontology annotation, molecular function: 3'-5'-RNA exonuclease activity; zinc ion binding; nucleic acid binding. Bases 24 to 2063 code for a protein of 679 amino acids. The transcript is spliced from 9 exons.